AUGUUGCCCCAUCGUCAGGGGAGCACCUCUCAGUCCUCGUCAGGAUCAGGGCGGCGCCCCGUGUCGGACAAGGAGGAAAUCGCCAGAGCCGCCCUUCGCUCCCUGGCUGGUCCCAGCGCCAGUCCCACUACGAACGAGGCUCCGCUCCUCUCACGACCGCCACACCCCGCAGCUACCUAUCCACCGGCACUACCGCCUCCCCCACCGCCGUCGCUUCCUGCACCCGUCUACCAAGAUGCUCGUCAACAAGAUCGUGCGACAUACCAACAGGCGGGCGCAACUGUAGCAGGUCCAACCACGCUUCCCCUGCACGACGAGCUGGCUCCCACGAGAUCCGAGAGAGCUUCUGCCACCUUGCUCAACGAUCGACCCUUCACCGCUUCCCCCGAGCCAGCUCCGACGUCCGCCGCGCUACUGCCUGUCCCCCCUCUCGCUUCACAUGGUCCUCCACGCCACAGUGUGCCAUCCAUCUCGAGCCACGAUCAGAUCCACGAGACCGCUGUUCGACGUGCCUCGGUCGCUCUCGGAGUCGACCUGGGCGAUGUCAGACAGAUCGUCCACAACGCCUAUGUUUCUCGACGCACAUCCCACUCGUCCAACACAGCAUCCUCUUCUGCCUCAGGGAACGCCUCGGAUUACCCCUCUGCUUUUGUGCGUCAGGUGCUCGACGCCUACGACCUUGAAGCAGACUGGGCGACUCAAUCGCGGCCUCCGUACGAUGCACGCUUUGCAGAUCGCUCUGUGGCAUCAGGUAGCACACCUACGACCGACCGAGGUCUGGCACCUUCCGGCACGACCUGGCACGAAUCCGCUCGUUCCUCCCAUCGACCACCACCGCCACCAGCAGCCCAUCAUUACCUGCAAACCGAUCGCAGCAACCUCGUGGCAUGGGGCAGCAGGCCAGACGCUAGACUGCCCACGUUCGAGUCGAGACUACCCGAGUCCAGCUCGCGCUUCGCCUAUCCGCCAAGCCAAGACGCUCGUUGGUACGAGCCAUCUUCUGCCGUCGCAGAAUCCAGCACCAGCAGAACCACGAAUGCUCCCAUGCCUACUGCGAUGCCCCCGCAACGCCCAGACUCGCCUUCUCCUUUCGCCUAUGAUGCGCAUCGAAGAGCGUCGAAUCCCACUGCCCUCGAACCGCCUUCCAUUCGUCCUGCGCGUCCGGCCGCCAUCGUUUCGCGGGCAAGCUAUGGUUCGGUAAGCGAAACGGCUCGAAGGCAUGCAAACGACGGUGCACCUCGGUGGCCCCUCGAGCCGCAGGAAAGCUCCAUCUACGAGCGACGUGUGCGGUCCAUCGACGACUAUGCAGAGCAGCACGCUGUUCAGCAACAGUACCGCCAUCGCAGCGAGUCCAUGACACAGUAUCCUGUUCGUGGAACAGCGCUGGCGGACGCAGAAGGAGAGAGGCUGCCAGAUCGCACAAUCCGAUCCAAUGUCAGGCAUUCGUACCAGCCGUACCCGCCACCGAGUGGGCGAUAUGGCGAAUCACUAUCUACGGUGGGCACGGCGUAUGCGCCACCAGAGUCUCCGCAGCUAUCACCGAUCGCUGUCAACGAGCCGCAGCGCUACCCGAACUUGUUGCAAGUGCGUUCGCCAGCGGCCGAGACGACCACAUCGCUCGUCUCGCCUCCCAGUGCGAUAUCAGCUGCGCUCACACCCUCGCCCCUCCUCACUAGCGCAAGCUCGUCAGCUCGGCUGAGGCCGGACAGCAGCAAGCGCACUCCUGGAUUGGAAAGCGACACUCUGAGUCCGCUGCAUUGUGGCUCGGAAGAUCCGGCCGCCGAAUCGACGCGAGAGGCGGUCGAGCAUAUGCAGAUCGACGACACCGAAACCACCUCGGAAUCGAAACUACCGACCAACAACGCGCCUCGAAAGCCACGCCCAUCGCGCUCCUCGUCCUCUCGAGCGGAUCGCACCUCUGUGCCCAUCCAGAGCACCGACCUGUCACGUUCGGAGAUCAUGCAGAAGCUCCAGGACAAGGUCAAGGGUCGACUUGCAGCCAAAGGCACGCCACUUCCGCCCACUGCGCCGCCAAGCAAGGCUAAGCUGCGGGCCAGUGCGAGCUUGCGAGGCAGUCUGAGUCGUCGUGGUGGCAAGCUGGGCAGAAACGGCUCCAUCAAGCGAUCCGCCUCGAGCAUUUCGACAUCGGAGAGCGCCGAUCGCGCUUCUGCCCCCGCCGUCAGCCGAGCUGACGGUCCAGCCAGAGAGACGGCAGUGGCGCAGAAAUCGGCGACACCGAACACGGAUCCACCCGCUGCCAAGGUUCGGCGCACCUCCGUCUCGAUCGCCCAACCGCCACUCGCGGAUCAGCUCGCAACGCAGACGUCCAAAUCCGCCUCACCCAUGCCCACUAGGAAGAGUUCGCCGCCCAAGACGAUCGAGGAGGCCAUCGCCAAAUCCGUCUCGCCCAAGCCGACCGUCUCCAAAUCGUCCUCGCCGGGGAACAAGAGCGUCCACACGCCCUCGUCGAUCGAAGCCGCGCUUCUCUCCCCCACGGACACGCCGACGCCCUCCGAGGCUGCUGCAAGCCAUGCGCAGACACUCUCCAAGUCGCCCGUGCCGCCCGAGGGGGCGGUCGAGGCGCCGACGGGACAGGCGCUUCCCGCGGAUCUGCCCGCUGCGGGUCAGAUGAACGCCGGAUCGGCCACCACCCAGCAAUCGACCAAGGUGGGCGCCGACUCGCUCGUCCAAGCCGCUCAGUCAAAGGAUCCGACCGAGACCAGCUCGGCCAUGGCCUAA
Messenger RNA from Kalmanozyma brasiliensis GHG001, 2739 nucleotides. RefSeq lists its product as uncharacterized. NCBI's taxonomy places the organism in Eukaryota, Fungi, Basidiomycota, Ustilaginomycetes, Ustilaginales. The record is from RefSeq and is a predicted model, not a curated record. Bases 1 to 2739 code for a protein of 912 amino acids. The transcript has a single exon.